ACAUGGUGAACCAAAAGUUAUUGGAGAUUUUAGUUCCAAAGCACCGGUUUAUUCUGAAAGAUUUGAUUUGAUAAAUCAACGAUUGAAACGGAAAUCAGGAUAUUUAAAACGGUUCACAAGUUCUAAUAAAUUUGAAAAUAAGCUUUCAUCUUUAAAAGAUCUGCGCGGGCGAGAAGGUGAAGAGUUCACAAUAUUUGGCUUACUUAUUUUCUCAGAUGAAAAAUAUCAACUCGAGGAUAAGGACUGGCGAAUUUGGCUAGAUUUAUCCGAAUGCGAAAUGCGUGGGUUUUACACUGAAGGUAAUUUUGUCCUUGCUAAAGGGCGAUAUAUCGAGGUUCAAAAAUUCAAAGCUACAAGUAUAGAACAUCCACCGUUGGAAGAUCCAGAUGAUACAAGAAGAGAAUUUGGUCACUUGGAUUUUUUGGGAACACCAAAUUCAUUGGAAAAUGAG
Messenger RNA from Dentiscutata heterogama, 451 nucleotides. The record is from the annotation of a GenBank genome assembly. Lineage: Eukaryota; Fungi; Glomeromycota; Glomeromycetes; Diversisporales; Gigasporaceae.